AUGCCGUUUGUUCAGAGUACAGGUCAAGGUAUACCAUUUUGCUCGAAUUUCGGCUUAAUAUCGUGCCAGCCUGUGACGUCAUCGGAUGGGAACAUCAUCCCUACCUUUCCUAAACUCUUGCCAGUGGAGCAGCGGUUUAACUCCCCUACUUUACCAGAAGGAAUUACUCAAUACAUUUGCAGAAAACCAGAUUGCUCAUCAGUGCCUUGUCUCAACGAUGGGACAUGUUUCGAGACCAUAGAAGGAUACAAUUGCACUUGUAAAACGACAUACCACGGGAAGCAAUGUGAAAAACAAGAUCGUUUCAUUACGUCUCUCCGUCUCUUUGGCGGGAACAGCAGCAGUGAGGGGCGUGUCGCAUUCACCGCCAUCAAUGAUGUUAACCAGACACAAUAUUUUCUUCGGCAUUCCUGGACGAUGGAAGCUGCCCAUCUUGUGUGCAGAUAUCUGGGAUACAGCGGUGCGUUUGCUAUUGUGAGUGGGGAUCUAUACCAGUCUCAAGAUCCCAUUAACCAAUCGGUACUUAACCAAUCCCAAUACGGUGAAAUAGCCUGCCCGCCAGAUCCUCAAUACAUUUCAGAAUGCUGGUACAACACGGCCUCUGAUGAACAGGAUACGAGCCUCAUGUGGAAUGCUGCAGUGAUUUGCUGUACACCUCAGGUAUGUGGACCUAUUGGGGAACGGCUUCUUCCAAAUAUUCCUGACUCGGCCAUUAACCAAUCUAGCUGCUGGGCUGGCUGGGAUCCAGACACCGUUUGUGGAUGGGCGGGGCGAAUAGAUUCUCCGACAACAGCUUGGGUCCCAGGUCAUCCUCCUAUAGACCAAUGGGUCCUAAUUCAUUUAGGAGAAGAGGAUUACAUUAUUUCUGGGAUACUUACACAAGGGAAAAGAGGAAAAAAGCAAUGGGUCACUUCUUAUUACAUUUCUUACACAAAGAAUGGAACAUGGAUGACGUACACAAAUAUAUACAACGACACUUUAGUGAAGAUCUUCCCAGGAAACUAUGAUGACAACUCGCACGUGAUGAAUCUGGUCCAACCACCUAUCGUUGCCCGAUAUGUCAGGAUACAUCCAAUGACGUGGGAGCAUUCCCCAUGCAUGCGUUUUGACAUCGUUGGCGUGAAAUCUCUCAUGGAUCAACCCGAUGAUGAAACCAAUGGAUGUGUACCGUUGCAUGGAGAGAAGCUAGGAGUCGAGGAUGGGAGGAUAGCAAAUGAGAGUAUAACAGCAUCUUCACUCGCCGAUCCGGAUCAAGGUGCAUCCUAUGCGCGAUUGAAUCUGGAUGCGAUUCCGGAUGUCACGCCAGGAGCAUGGCUACCCAACGCGACCGAACAAAACCCAUGGAUAAAGAUCGACCUUAUGACUAAUCACGUCGUGACAGGUGUCAUCACUCAAGGGCGUGGUCAUCCAUCCUACCCUCAUUGGACGACAUCGUUCACGCUCUCGUUCUCGGCCGAUGACAUCACUUGGCAAGAAUGGGAAGAGUGUGGAGUAACGAGGGUGUUCAUGGGCAAUUACGACAGGUCAUCACCGGUCACGUCUCUGCUCAAUCAACCCGUUACAACCCGAUUAGUACGUAUUCAUCCCAGGACGUACGCACCUAGAGGGGUCAUCGCACUAAGAUGUGAAAUCCUUGGGUCAUCAAUGUAGGGGGUGUGAUGUGGGAUAUCUGUAGCAUUCACUGCAAAUCAUUUUAAAAUGCUUUACGGCCAUUGAAAUACCUAACGGCGAGCUUUCUUUCCGGCCUUAACUAAGUUUUCUAUGCAAAUUAUAGUCGAAUGAAUAGUUUAUGAAUUAUUAUUUUUAUAGCUUGGCG
Messenger RNA from Lytechinus variegatus (green sea urchin), 1816 nucleotides. RefSeq names its product coagulation factor VIII-like. Gene Ontology annotation, cellular component: membrane. The record is from RefSeq and is a predicted model, not a curated record. The transcript has 9 exons. Bases 1 to 1650 code for a protein of 549 amino acids. Lineage: Eukaryota; Metazoa; Echinodermata; Echinoidea; Temnopleuroida; Toxopneustidae.